GGUCCAGCCUGAUAAUGGUCCUUCCAUGCCUCUACUCAGCGUUUCCGGAUGCAGCGAAUCUCGACUCAGAGACUCUCUCUCUCUCUCUCUCUCUCUCUCCAUAGAUUUUCCCCUAUGAAUCAACAACCCUCUCGAAUCGCUAUCCUUUCGGUACUGCUCAUAGCAACCCUCGGUUUCUCACUCCCCUCAGCCACUGCUUCUCCGAGUGAUCAUCAUUACAAUGUAGGCGAUCACGUCCCCUUAUUCGUCAACAAAGUGGGUCCCCUGAACAAUCCCAGUGAAUCCUACGAAUACUUUGACUGGCCUUUCUGCCACCCAGAUUACUUGGUAAAGAAGAAGGAAUCACUUGGGGAGGUUUUAAGUGGUGAUCGCUUAACAAAUGCCUUGUAUGACUUGAAAUUCAGGGAGGACAAAACUGCAGAGAUUUUGUGCCAAAAGACGCUUAAAGAAGAUGAAAUCGUGAAGUUCAGGAAUGCUAUCAUUAACGAGUAUUACUUCCAGAUGUUCUACGAUGAUCUUCCUUUCUGGGGUUUCAUAGGGAAAGUUGAAGAAGAAAGUUGGGCGCUUGAUGGAAAGGGUCCCAAGUACUAUCUAUUCAAACAUGUGCAGUUCCAUGCAUUUUACAAUGGUAACCAAGUCAUAGAAAUACGUGCUUUUAGUGACCCAAAUCAUGUGGUAGAUGUUACUGAAGAUGCAGAGACCAGCGUUAGGUUUACUUAUUCCAUCAUCUGGAAUGAAACCUCUACUCAGUUUGAGAACAGAAUGGACAAAUACUCAAGGGCUUCAUCAUUGCCGACACAUAGGCGAAUCCAUUGGUUCUCAAUCAUCAACUCAAUUGUGAUCAUUGUGCUACUAAUGGGAUUGCUUAUGGUCCUUUUUAUGCGGCAUCUCAAAAAUGAUUUGAAAAAGUUUACUAAUGGAGAUGAAGAAGAAGAUAAGGAGGUUGGUUGGAAAUACAUUCACAGUGAUGUAUUCAAGUGUCCUCCCCGUAUGCUCUUGUUUUGUGCUUUUUUGGGCAGUGGCACCCAGUUGUUGACCAUGGUUCUCUUACUAUUUUCUUUGGCAUUUCUUGGCGUCCUCUAUCCCUACAGUCGUGGAGCUUUGUGCACUUCUCUUGUGGUGAUUUAUAUCCUUACAUCUACGAUUUGUGGAUACAGUUCUGCUUCUUUUUACAAUCAGUUUGCUGAAACCAGAUGGGAAAGAAGUGUUCUUCUAGCUGGGGUUCUCUACCUUGGUCCACUGUUGUCAGUAGUGUCAAUCCUUAACACUAUCGCAAUAUCUUAUGGAGCUACAGCAGCACUUCCCUUUGGCACUAUAGUAGUGAUUUUUUUGGUACUUGUGGUCGUCAACAUUCCUUUGCUUGCCAUUGGUGGAGUAAUUGGGCACCGACUCAGGUCCAAAUUUCAAGCACCUUCUGCAACCAAGAGAUUUCCAAGUGGCAUUCCACUGUCAGCUUGGUACAGCAAAACACCAGGUCAAAUGUUUGUUGGGGGUCUUUUACCUUUCAGUGCAGUUGUCCUUGAGUUACACAACCUUUAUGCUAGCAUGUGGGGCUACAAGAUCUACACCCUUCCCAGUAUUCUGUUUGUAACUUUCAUCAUUCUCGUCCUACUUGUUGCAAUGUUGAGUGUUGGUUUGGUGUACAUUCAGCUGACUGUGGAAGACCAUGAGUGGUGGUGGAGAUCAAUUUUGCGUGGGGGUUCCAUUGCCAUAUUUAUGUUCGGCUACGCUAUUUACUUUUAUGCCAAGUCAAAUAUGAGGGGUUUUCUGCAGCUAUCCUUCUUUUUCGGGUACAAUGCUUGCAUUUGCUAUGCACUUUUCCUGAUGCUUGGUACAAUCAGUUUUCGUGCUUCCUUGCUAUUUGUUCAGCACAUAUAUCGUUCUGCCAAGAAUGAAUGAAGUCACUCGUGCAUUUCGGGGGGGUAGCUUUUUCUUUGUGUAUCUUCCAACACAAUGCUCAGAAUGACAUAAAGUGUAUAUUACUAUUGCUGUUUUUGGAUCAUGGAUUUGUAGAAGGAUUCAUGAGAUGAAGGAGAUGAAAACAUAAAGGAAAAUAUAAUGUCGUAAAAUAAGGUGAAGAAGCUGACUUAUCUCCUCGGUAUUCCCAAAGGAAAGUUCCUGCACAGAUCCAUGAUUAAAAACAGUUUGUAGCACCUUAAGAGAGUAAUUGAGCUGAAUUCAAGACGAAGCAGAAGUUUGCUGAUGACCCAUCUGGUGGUGAUUUACUUUACGGUGCUCAUAUGUUGAGAUUCAUUUUUUGCAUUAACACAGUUUGCAGUUUUAAUUGAAACAGUAAUCUAAUUUCAGUUUUAUUAGCACAGAAUCCUGUCACAAUUGUUAGAAGUAAAUUCAUUUUAUGCAGUGCAUGGGCCGGAAUAAUUUGUUCUCCGUCUUGUUUACCCAAAAUAGAAUUUGAGUGAUUCUGCUCUGCUUAUUCC
Molecule: messenger RNA, 2438 nt
Organism: Rhododendron vialii
Lineage: Eukaryota; Viridiplantae; Streptophyta; Magnoliopsida; Ericales; Ericaceae
Product: transmembrane 9 superfamily member 5
Exons: 7
Coding region: 49-1899 (616 amino acids)
Biological process (GO): protein localization to membrane
Cellular component (GO): membrane
Source: RefSeq, a predicted model, not a curated record